This is a messenger RNA of Drosophila eugracilis, 5664 nucleotides long. RefSeq names its product jmjC domain-containing histone demethylation protein 1 (gene Kdm2). The record is from RefSeq and is a predicted model, not a curated record. The transcript has 6 exons. Gene Ontology annotation, molecular function: histone demethylase activity; DNA binding; protein binding. Gene Ontology annotation, biological process: regulation of transcription by RNA polymerase II; protein demethylation. Lineage: Eukaryota; Metazoa; Arthropoda; Insecta; Diptera; Drosophilidae. Bases 589 to 4632 code for a protein of 1347 amino acids.
UUUUUGUGUGUGUUGAAUGUUGAACGUUGUAUGGCACAACAUCGCGUUGACCGAUGCACGGAAGAGAGCAUCCCGAGAAGGAGUACGCAUCGUUGAACUCACCACGCUGGUUUGUUUUUCCGCUCUCCUUCUCUGCUGCGGCUCUCUUUCUUACCUCACUCCUCCAACUCAUCAAUUUACCAGGAGCAGUGGCGUAGCCCUGGGGCAGCGGCACACGUGGUGGGGAGCCCUGUCCUCGCUACCCGCUCCCCUUUACUCCCGGUAAACCACUGUACUUGCCGCGUGGUGAGUUUGCCGGCUGGGCUUCUGGUGGAUUUGUAGGCUUCUUGUGCUCUGAGUUCCGUGCUCCCAGUUCCGAGCUCCCCUUCUCAUUGGUCGGCCAAUCGUGUAUGAGUGAGCUUGGAGCUUGGAGCUGCUCCGCGUCGCGUGUCGUUCGGUCGCCGUUUGUGUGUGGGUGUGUGUGCGUCGCUGGCCGUUCAAUUUGUGUGAAUUGAACCUGGCCAAUAGAGUCCGUCGAGUGGAACCGAAAGCGAGCUGCAACAGCAACAAUACAAUAAAAAAUACAACACAACCAAAUAAGAGGCAGCGAUGUCCACCGCCGUUGAAACGGGGUCGUCGCCUGCCAAGAGCAACAGCAAUAGCAAUAACAACAGCAGCGGCGGUAACAACAGCGGCAACAACGGCAAUCCCAGUCCAAAUGCAAAAGGCGUGCAGCGGCGUCAACUGCGGGAGAGGAAACAACGCAAGCUCUACCUGGAGGAAUGGUCACUGGGCGACGAGGAUGGUGAGGGAACGCGAGGAUUUAGCGUCGCCGAGAAGCUCGAAUCUUCGAAGUUCGCGCAGGCGGGAAUGGUGCGCGAGAUGCGCGGAUGCGAUCUCACCGUCGCAUUCCUACAACAACAUGGCUUCAAUAUACCGCUGUUAUUCCGGGACAAAGCAGGAUUGGGUUUACGAAUGCCAGAUCCUCAGGAGUUCACUGUGAACGAUGUACGACUGUGUGUGGGAUCCAGGAGACUCCUCGACGUCAUGGACGUAAACACGCAAAAGAACCUCCAGAUGACCAUGAAGGAAUGGCAACAGUACUAUGACAGUCCGCAAAAGGACCGUCUGCUAAAUGUGAUCUCGCUGGAAUUCUCGCACACCCGCCUAGACAGGUUCGUUCAAAGUCCGGAGAUCGUGCGACAGAUCGAUUGGGUGGACGUGGUGUGGCCCAAGCAGCUGAAGGACGCCCAGCGGGAGGGCACCAACCUGCUGGGCGGCAUGAUGUACCCAAAGGUGCAGAAAUACUGCCUGAUGUCGGUGAAGAACUGUUAUACGGAUUUUCACAUUGACUUUGGCGGCACUUCCGUUUGGUAUCAUAUCUUGAGAGGGAGCAAAGUAUUCUGGCUGAUCCCACCCACGGAUCGUAAUCUUCAGUUGUACGAAAAAUGGGUUCUCUCUGGCAAACAGGCUGAUGUUUUCUUUGGAGAUACAGUGGAGAAGUGUGCCAGGGUCUAUUUGACUGCAGGAAACACCUUCUUCAUUCCCACUGGUUGGAUACAUGCAGUCUACACACCAACUCAAUCCCUCGUAUUUGGUGGAAAUUUUCUGCAUUCUUUCGGGAUAGUGAAGCAACUUAAAACAGCAAGUGUGGAGGAUAGUACGAAGGUGCCACAGAAGUUCCGGUACCCCUUCUUCACAGAGAUGCUCUGGUAUGUCCUGGCUCGCUAUGUUCACACGCUGCUGGGUCACUCCCAUCUGGAGGGUGAGGCAUCGUUAAGCGAAGAUGAAAUGGCUGCCCGUCCUCACACCCACCUAACCCAUCAUGAGCUCUUUGGUCUUAAAGAGAUCGUUAUGUAUCUGUACGAUUUGCCGCCACAAAAGAAGAAUGUACCCAGUUUGGUUCUGGAUCCAGUGGCCUUGAUUAAAGAUGUUCGAUCGCUGGUGGAACGCCACUGCAAGGAUCAGCAAGAUCUCGCCAUUACUGGCGUUUCUGUGCUACAAUCCCCACCGGGAUCACAGCCGCCCUUCUUGCUUUACGACCGCACACGGGUGAAGCAAGAGAUAAAACAGGAAAUAGCGCGCAAGAAUGCAGAGGUUAUACGGGAACAACAGCAAUUGGAGGCAGGUAGAGCUAGGGAGGCAGAAUCGGAUACUUCUCAAUCCACUGGAGUCGGAUCUGCCAUCGGAAUGGGGGCUGGAAUCGAGUACAGUAAUGGAGUGAUGAAGAAGGAACAGUUGGAGAACGGUAGCGGAGUAGCAAUUGGUGGAAAUGGAUCGCAGCCAGAGGCCACCUUUGUUCUACCAACCGACACGCUUAAGUAUCGCCCACCCAAGAAGAUGCAUUUGGCCACUGCGUUGGUGGCAGCUGCCGCUAGCAGUAGCAAUGGAGGAUCCGGUGGCUCAGUAGGAGGAGGCGGUGGAUCUGCAGUCGUGGGGAGCAGCCAUAGUCCCACCAGUGGAGGCGUGGGUCCUGCUCCAGGAGCUGCCGGCGCCAUCAGUGUCAUUGCCACCAGCUCCACUUACAGUGAAGGAGGAGCAGUCGGCGGAAUUCUCACCAUGGACAAUUGUCAUUCUCCAGGGGAUGGUGGUGCGAAGCUGUCGCCAAAUCUGACUGGCACCGGACAACCACGUCGUCGUAGGACGCGCUGCAAGAACUGUGCCGCCUGUCAGCGUUCCGACUGCGGAACGUGUCCCUUCUGCAUGGACAUGGUGAAGUUCGGUGGUCCUGGCAGAGCCAAGCAAACGUGCAUGAUGCGACAAUGUCUAUCGCCCAUGCUGCCGGUCACAGCGCAAUGCGUUUACUGUCACCUGGAUGGCUGGCGCCAGACACCAGUUUCGCCUCAGACCAAGCAGCUUGCUUCCGCCGAUGGGCCCUCGGCACUGAUGGAGUGCUCCGUUUGCUACGAGAUCGCCCACCCGGAUUGUGCACUCUCACAGUUGGAUGGAACAGAGGAUGCAGCGGAUGCCAAGGGCAUCGUAAAUGAGGAUUUGCCAAACAGCUGGGAGUGUCCUAGCUGCUGUCGUUCGGGUAAAAACUACGAUUACAAGCCCCGUCACUUUCGUGCACGUCAGAAAUCCUCCGAAGUGCGUCGCGUAUCAGUCUCUCAUGGUCCAGGAGGAGGCGCCGAUGGCCACGCGGAAGGAACUCCAUUGCUGCCGCCCCCGGUGGGCCAGUACAAUGACUUUGUUUUCACCAGUGAGUCUGAGAUGGAAACCGGCACGGCCAGCGGCCACAUGACCCACUGGAAACAUGGAAUGAAGCGCCACCACCAGUUAGAAGUUAAAACGGAGCGGAGUAAUUACUGUGACCCCCCAUCGCCUGUAAUCUCACCCAGCGCUGGGAGCGGUGAAUUCAAAGUAGGCAAGCGGAGCAAAAGUGAUGAUGGAACCUGCGUUAGUAGCACCAUGCAUGAGAGUAAUGAUGCUCCAUGUGGCUCCUCGGCGGAGGGGGCAGGAGGAGCAGGUACCACCAAUACAUCUACCCAUCAGUGGAGCGGCAGUGGCGGAGGAGGUGGCAUUCGAAAGAAGAAUUCAAUACGAUCGCAGCUGGCUCUGCAAAUGCUGUACUCGUCGACGCGAGUGCUUAAGAAACCUCAGUAUGUGGUGCGUCCAGCAAGUGGAACCGGCUCCUCUUCGUCCAGUGGAAAUGGUGGCAGUACAUCCGCCACCAACGGAACCAGCAAUGGCAGCAAUCAAAGCGGUAACAACUCCAGCGGCAACGGAGAGCGAGGAACCAAUAACGGUGGAUUGAGUGGCUCGAAUGGCUUGGGUAAUCAACACCACAGUUCAACUCAAAAUCUGGCAUUGGAUCCCACUGUGCUGAAGAUAAUAUUCCGAUAUCUUCCGCAAGACACUCUGGUCACAUGCUGUUCAGUGUGCAAGGUAUGGUCCAAUGCGGCCGUUGAUCCUGAUUUGUGGAAAAAAAUGAAUUGCUCCGAGAACAAGAUGUCAGCAUCUCUCUUGACAGCGAUUGUGCGCAGACAGCCGGAGCAUUUGAUUUUGGACUGGACACAAAUUGCCAAGCGACAGCUGGCGUGGUUGGUGGCUCGCCUCCCUGCCCUCAAGAAUCUCUCGCUACAAAACUGCCCCAUUCAGGCAGUGCUGGCUCUGCACACCUGCCUUUGUCCACCGCUCCAAACCCUGGAUCUCAGCUUUGUAAGGGGGUUGAAUGAUGCUGCUGUAAGGGACAUCCUUUCGCCUCCAAAAGAUUCGCGACCUGGUUUGAGUGACUCGAAGACACGGCUUAGGGAUCUCAAAGUGCUGAAGCUGGCUGGCACGGACAUCUCCGAUGUGGCAGUGCGCUACAUCACCCAGUCGUUACCAUACUUGCGGCACCUAGAUCUCUCCUCCUGCCAACGGAUCACGGAUGCGGGCGUGGCGCAAAUUGGAACCUCCACCACUGCCACUGCCCGUCUUACGGAGCUAAAUCUGAGCGCCUGCAGGCUCGUCUCUGAGAACGCUUUGGAACACCUGGCCAAGUGCGAUGAGCUAAUCUGGUUGGAUCUGCGUCAUGUGCCCCAAGUGAGCACCCAAUCGGUGAUCCGAUUUGCGAGCAAUUCGAAACACGAUCUGUGCGUCAGAGACAUCAAGCUGGUGGAGCGGAGGCGUAGGAACUCGACGACAGUGGCCAGAAGCUGGCACCAUGACUGAGGAACUGGCACCUGGAGGAGGUCCCAAAAAUCUUAUUCAUAUGAAUUAGGACAGUACACUUUCUAAGCCCCAUCCUCAUACCAUAAAUCCCAAAUCCCUCGCCGGAAUGCAAGCCAAAGAGAGUCGUCGAGCCCUUUGCAUUGCAUGUGUUUAUGUCAACAGAAAAAAACUAGUCAGAGAUUAGAGUCCGCUUCCUUUUUUCCGAUUGCGAUUUGCCUCUUUAAGGUCACUGAUUAGAAUGUUUGAUAACAACCGAAUUAACUUCAGCUUCUGUGAAUAUCGAACAUUUCUUUUUCAAAAAUUUAAUCACUUUUAGUGUUUUUAAGAGCACAGAUAAAUUAAAUAUUUAUGUUAAAGGUUUUAUAUAUUCAAGCAUUGUAAUUCUCGUUUUCUGAAACCACUUAGUGCAGUGGAAAGGGCUAAGCUUCGGUAUUUCCGAAGUUAGAUGGCAGCCAUCCUCUCCGAAACCCCUUUUUUACACGUAGCCACAACCCUCACACUUGGACUUAGCGUAGUGAUUAAGAUUAGCAUUCCCGCGAUGGUAAUUACAUUUAAUCAGUGUCAUAUAUUUAAGUAGGCAGGACGAGUUACAAGUUAGAGAACAGCACUAGGUGCACCCAUCCAGCUUAAGUAGAUCCAGCUCGCACAGCAACUAAGAAUCACAUGCAGUGCGUUUCGGGACUGUAAGAGCAAUGCAACCAAAUGAUAAAACCGAUUUUAUUUGAUUGUCGAAACCCUUUUUAAACUUUCUCAAAAUUUGGCCUUAAUCGAUGCAAUUAAAUCUCGAGUUGCUCUAAAACGAUCUUACAGUUCGGAAUCCCACUGUAUCAGCGCUAACGCCGCACAUAGUCGAUAAGUCAACCUGCCAAGCACCCUAAGAACCCUCUCCCUCCCACUCCAGUAGCAGUUAAAAUAGUGAUAACGUUGCAAAAUCAUAUAUUUGAGAGCAUGUAAGGUUAAUACAAGUACGCGCAUACUUAUAUUUAAUGUUUUACAGAAUUACAUUACAAAUAUAGAAUAAUGUUUCAAGAA